CUGAGAAUUCAGAUUUCAGAUUCUGCCUCUCUUUCUCACUCAAACAACAACAACAACACAGUGCGCAGCCUCCUCAACACCGACCAUGGAAACGGCGGAAUCCUCUGUCAAUCAUCCCAUCUUGUCUCUUCCGCUUAUCGACCUCCGCCUGUUAUCCCAACCAGAAUUGCACUCCCUCUCCUUCUCCUCCGCCACCAACGGCGGCACCAACCACCACUUCGACAUCCCCAAAAUUCAAAUUGACCGUUCAAUUUUCAAUGAGUCCGCCGGCAGCCGCAAGCAGACCUACUCCCGUCUCCGCCUUCUUCCGCGGAACAAAUCCAAUUCCCGUCGUUCCCCCUCCUCCUCCUCCUCCUCCUCCUUCCGCAUUCCGCCGGAGCCAGAAAACUCCGACGUAGUUUCCUUCCUCAAAGGGCUUUUCGGCGUCGUACCACUCCGCGGUGCCAACAACGUCAACCCCCAUGAUCCUCUUCGGGUAUUGGCCCUGCCGCCACCACCCGUGGCGGGCACCUUGCAUAACGUUCCGAUCGACGUCGUUGGUGGUAGCGGCCUGAACGUUCCGGUCGCCGUCGUUGAUGGUAGUAGCAGCCAGACGAAGUCGAGGAAGCGCGGGCGGCCGCGCAAGAAUCAAGAAGCUGUUGUUUCGGUUCCGGUGGGAAAUGGGGUUGCGCAGGAGGAGGCGAAGGCGAUGGCGAUGGUGGUGGCUGUGGUUGAGGAUGAGCAGAAGAAUGGUUUGGUGGUGGGGGAUGUUGGUGAUCCGUUUGUUGAGCAGCUGAUUGAGAGGACGCAAGGGUUGGUGACCGAGUCGCAGAUGAGAGAGUUUAUGGAGAGUUUGGAGGGAGUGUGGGCGAGUGAUAGGAAGAAGAGGAGGAUUGUGGAUGCUAGGAUUCUCUGUGAUUUGUUGCCUCCUGGGUGGAAGCUCGUGCUUAUUCUUCAGAGGAGAGCGGGUCGUUUUUCAGUGCUUUGUCGCUUCUACAAAAGCCCUGAUGGACACCAAUUUGAGUCGUACAAGGAAGUGUGUACACACCUUUCUUCCAACAAUGGCAAUUUCGCCAUGGCAUCUGAAAAUCAUCAGCAUGUUGGUCAUGUCCCUACAUCCAUGGAGACUGAUGCCAAUGCAAUUUCUGCUUAUCAUGAAAAGCAGACCAGCAUAGCAUCAUCGAUUGGAACUGAGAAGCAGGCAAGCAUAGCAUCAUCUAUUGGAACUGAGAAGCUAAACAUUUAUGAUGGGAAUUCCAAUAGUCAUCUGGCUUUGGGUCAUAAAUUAGGAGAUGCUGGUAGAGACUCUGACCAAACUGAAGAUAAGCAACCAUUGAAGGCUGAUAAAAAUGAUGCAAAUUCAGUUCAGGGAUGUUCUCUUAAGCAGGAUAAUGAACCCCAUGAGAAUUCGGUUGGUGCUAUUCAGGCUAGUGAUGCUGCAGUUAAUUUAUAUAUUCCUCUGGUUUUCACAUCUCCUUUAUCUAAUAAUGAUAUUGGUAUUGACCAACUUUCUGAUGAAAGAAAUGCUGUAACACGCACAAAUAGUGGCAUUUAUAAUUUUGAUGGUCAGGAUAGAAAUACAGUAUCCUAUGAAACUGUUCCAUGUGGAAAGGAUCAAGCACAUUUUGACAACUGUUCCACAGUCAUGACACAGACGUCCAUGCUGAAGGACUCUGCUGUGGGAAGUUUGUUUGAUAAUUAUUUUCCUAGUGGUGGUGUCCCAGAUGCAUCCGGGUCUGGUGGAGUUGAUUUUAUUCCUGGCCUUAAAGUAGGUAAGGAUGUUAAUGAUAAUCAUGUUUAUCCAAAUGAGGAAGUUGUGACAAGCUAUUUACAGAAAAGGAGUUCCUCAGAUGAUCAAAUGUUCACAAUGGACAAUUUGUUGGGUGGAAGUUUUGAAGGUAACUUAUUUCCUCUGGCCAAUAAUCAUCACCCUUCUGCUUUUCAAGAUAAUAUGAAUAUCACUGCUGGAACUUUUGACGUGCUCAAAUCUGUGGAUGCUGGUUGUGUGGAGCCUCAGUUAGGCAUUAUUUCUUCUAGCAAUGUUGUUGCAGCAGACGCAUGUACAUCUGCAAGAGUUAUGCAGGGAACUUCUGAAGGACGUGUAUCUGUUCCUCUUGGUGGAAGUAUGUCAAACUGUUUUGACAAGCAAUGCGAUGAUGAUGUUAAUAAAGAAAAGAAAUCUUGCUUAUCUGAGAAGGCUAAGAGUGAAGUUGAAAUGUUCCAAAACGACUCUAUGGGUAUGUCCAAAUUCCAGUAGCAGGCAGAUAGAUUCAGAUGCAGAAGUGGUGACAGAGCAGUGCAUGAAACAGUUUCUGAAUAAAACAUUUCCUAUCGAGGAUGGUAUUGAUAGCUUAGAAAAGACAAUAACUUGAAGGAAGCAUUCUUUUGUGGGUAGAUUCAUUCCGCUGGUCGUGCACUGCUGUGACGCUUCUUUUGCUUCUUGCUAGAGCUCAGAUCAGAUACAUUAUUUAUUUUGCAAGGGAAGUUCUUGUUUUAAGUCCAUUCAAUUCAAAACAUUCUUUUCUCAUCUGGGUAGACUGGUAUACUGAUAUCAAAUUUUUGGUAGAUCCUUCAAAUUCAGAAGGAACUAGUUUUUCCCUUAAUUUUAUAGGAGAAAAGUCAAAUGACAUUUUCAUUUUCGUCUUUGACAUGGAUAUUAAUUAUUCGCACAAUCGCGCAAUUAAUUGUUUGGGGACCAUCUCUAGCUAAUGCUUGGGUGGCCGGUUUAUUUA
This is a messenger RNA of Lotus japonicus, 2711 nucleotides long. RefSeq lists its product as uncharacterized. Lineage: Eukaryota; Viridiplantae; Streptophyta; Magnoliopsida; Fabales; Fabaceae. Bases 86 to 2236 code for a protein of 716 amino acids. The record is from RefSeq and is a predicted model, not a curated record. Gene Ontology annotation, molecular function: DNA binding. The transcript is spliced from 4 exons.